AUGGCCUUCACGGAGCUUCUGGACACCCUGGGUGGGGUGGGCCGUUUCCAGGUGCUCUACACGGCCCUGCUCUUGUUUCCCUGCUCCCUUUUGGCGUGCCACAAUUUUCUUCAAAACUUCACAGCUGCUGUCCCUCAGCACCACUGCCAGGACCGUGCCAACAGGGCGGGGAGCACCAACUUCACAGCGGAGACGUGGCGGCGGGUGUCCAUCCCGAUGGACCAGUACCGGAGGCCAGAGCCUUGCCUGCGCUUCGCCCAGCCUCAGUGGGCGCUCCUGAACCCCAAUGCUACCGUCAGUGGGGCGGCCACCGAGGCCUGCGAGGAUGGAUGGAUCUAUGACCGGAGCACCUUCCCUUCCACCAUCGUGACCGAGUGGGAUCUGGUGUGCGAUUCCAAGUCCAUGAGGGACCUGGCUCAGACGGUCUACAUGGCAGGGGUGUUGGUGGGCGCCGCUGUGUUUGGCAGCGUGGCAGACAGGUGGGGCCGCAGGGCCCCCCUCAUCUGGUCGUACCUGCAGCUCGGGGUGUCCGGGGCCUGCACGGCCUACUUCGGGUCCUUUGUGGUCUACUGCGUUUCCCGGUUCCUGACGGGCAUGACCUUCUCCGGCAUCAUCCUCAACUCGCUCUCCCUGGUGGUGGAGUGGAUGCCCACCCAAGGACGGACAGUGGCUGGAGCCCUCUUGGGUUAUGCCUUUACCCUGGGACAGAUCUUGCUGGCAGGCGUGGCUUACCUGGUUCGGCCUUGGCGAUGGUUGCAGUUUGCUGUUUCUGCUCCAUUCUUUGUCAUCUUCCUGUACUCUUGGUGGCUGCCUGAGUCUUCCCGAUGGCUCCUCCUCCAUGGAAAAUCCCAUCUGGCCAUCCAGAACCUCCACAAAGUAGCUACUCUAAAUGGGAAAAAAGAGGAAGGGCAACGCCUUACUGAGGAGGUGGUAAAUGCCUACAUGCAGAAUGAGUCUUCAGCAGGGCGACCCUCUAGUUCUGUCCUGGACCUCUUUCGAACCCCAGCCAUCCGCAAGGUCACUUGCUGCCUCAUGCUUGUCUGGUUCUCCAAUUCCAUUGCUUACUACGGCGUGUCCAUGGACCUGCAGAAGUUUGGGCUCAGCAUCUACCUGGUCCAGGUGAUGUUCGGGGUCAGUGACAUCCCCGCCAUGCUGGUCUCCACCACCACCAUGAUUUACGUGGGGCGCCGGGCCACCGUGGCCUCCUUCCUGAUCGUGGCGGGGGUCAUGGUGAUCGCCAACGUGUUCGUCCCGGAAGACAUGCAAACUCUGCGGACAGUCCAAGCAGCCCUGGGAAAGGGCUGCCUGGCCAGCUCCUUCAUUUCCGUCUACCUCUUUGCAGGGGAACUGUACCCCACAGAGGUCAGGUAG
Molecule: messenger RNA, 1371 nt
Organism: Gracilinanus agilis (Agile Gracile Mouse Opossum)
Lineage: Eukaryota; Metazoa; Chordata; Mammalia; Didelphimorphia; Didelphidae
Product: solute carrier family 22 member 20-like
Exons: 8
Coding region: 1-1371 (456 amino acids)
Biological process (GO): transmembrane transport
Cellular component (GO): membrane
Molecular function (GO): transmembrane transporter activity
Source: RefSeq, a predicted model, not a curated record